Messenger RNA from Heterocephalus glaber (naked mole-rat), 2646 nucleotides. NCBI's taxonomy places the organism in Eukaryota, Metazoa, Chordata, Mammalia, Rodentia, Bathyergidae. The record is from RefSeq and is a predicted model, not a curated record.
UCUGGCCACCGCGGACCGAGCCCCAGCCCGGAAGACAGUCCCCUGGCUCCAGCCCCCGCUCAGCCCUGGCGCCCGCGGUGCCCUCACCCCAGCCCGAGUCCGAGCCCCGCGGUGCCCUUCAUCCUUCUGAUUCUUCAAGCCGAGGUCUCCAGCCUUAUGAGACCUCGGGCCCGACAGGCUCAGUUCCGGCAGGGGCCGGGGACGAGACACCCUCAGACCCUCGAGGCCUCCUCGCUGACCACCAGCCCUCCCAACACAGACGUCCUUCUCUCCGAGGCCAGAGGACCAGAUGAGGUGCUGUGUGACGCUUUCGUGGAUGGAUACGUUGUGUGCUGUUCAAAUCAGGCAUCUCACACCUACGUCCACAUCACCGAUCAUUUCUGUGUGGAGCUCCCUUUGAGCACCCGACUAGAAAGAAAACUUCAGGCCUGGCUUACAACUUGUUCUGCACGGCAUGGAAAGCGCAGAGAAAGCAAACCUUCCGGGGGGGACCCGACAGCAGACACACUUGGCUGGAUGCUGAGAGACAGAAGCCAAGGGUGGCUGGAUACGCUGGCACCGGACGGCUCCCACUCCCGGUCGCCUCUGAGCUCCUGCCUCAGCCACACCCUCCUGCCCAGCUCUGGCCCUGUGCCCUGGAUGCACAACCAGUCCCCCAGCCUCCACUCGGGCCCGCAGAGCUCUGGGCCCAGCCUGCCCCUGCCCCCACGCCCCAGUGCAUCCUUGUGGGCCACUACUCCCUUCCUGUCUUCUGUUCCGAUCAGCAGAAAGAGCCUCUCCAACUGAUCCACUAAAGCCUGCCUCUGGCUCAGUGCCAGCCUGCUGCCCAGCAGACCUGGAAGACAGACCAGCUGACCGCGCCCCCCAGGGGCCUCUCCCUCGGGAGCCCAGCUGCUCUUACACAGUCGCUUUCUGAUUUCCGGGCUUCCCUGCCCUGCAGCUCCUGGUCUCAAGCCUGUGAUUUCCUGGUCAACACAGCAACCGGGCCACGUGGAUCGGAAUCCGGUACCUCUGCCUGGCCUGCUGGCAGACGCUGGGGCAGUCCACCCAUGCCCCAGAUCUGUGCCCUCGACGCCAGUGUGGCCUCCUCCUCCAGGUCUCCCCUUUCCCCCUGAAUCACCGGGUCGCUCCUCUGGCAUUGACUUGCUGCCUUUUACAUGUUUUUUCUCCUGUGAGGUGCGAUUUCAUGAAAAUAAAGAAUUUGAUGAACUCGGUAUAUUUUUUCAGCAAAAUCCAAGCUAACAAUGUGACCUCAGAAAGCGAUAGGAAACCAGGGUGAAACAACAACCAAAGAAGAAAGUGAAAAUUUUGUGGACACUCUCCCAGCUCCCAAAGAGCCGAGUCGGGUCAGUUUGUCAGCCGGGUUCACAAACAGUGCGUGCGUUCUAGGUGGCUCAGCCUGCACAGACUGUCUGUGCAGCAGAGGCGUGGCGAGGAGACGUUCAUGAAUGAAACCGCUGUCUCAGGCCAGGAAAAGCCGAGGCUGAGCUAGACCAGCUUGGCGCAGAUACUGGUUGAAGCCGUGGAUGUGCCCAUGGGGAGUGGUAUUAGGUUCUGUCUUCGGGCCUGCCAUGUUUCCUAAUAAAAUGUUCCUUAAGAGCUGCUGGGGGGCUGGGGUGCAGCACUUGCCGGCAUGCUUGGGGCUGGGCCAGAUCCCCAGCCCUGCAAAACACACACGGACGCACAGAACUGCUGAAGGGGUGGUGGGGUAUGGCCUGGGGACACAGGGAGGGCACAGUCCCCCAGAGUCUACAUGCCAGGGUCACCACUUUCAAAAGAGGAAGAAGAGCUAGGUAGGAGUAGAGUGGAAGACUGUGAAAGUUUUUUCAGAAAGUAUUUUCUCUGAGUUGAAUAUUUCCCAGGAUUUUACCUAAGACUGUGUCUCAACAGCCACCACAGGAUCCAUGAAACUUCCCAAGGUUUUCUUCUAGGAAAACAGUUUCUAUUGGAAUUAUCCAAGAACAGAAGGAAUCCGGCUACUAAAAAGGAGAAUGGUGCCCUGCUCCCCAUAAUCUAUUAAAUCCUCAUGGAUUGUAGGUUUCCAACUUUGGUUCUGUGCUGUUGGAAACUUGUCUACUCCUAAGGUGGAAAUGGCCCCUCAGUGACCAUGACUUUAUUACGUUUUGCUUUCUGGUCAGGACCAAUGCUCCUUGAUUGUUUUUAAUGGUCGUGGGUAUACUCCUGUACUCGUUUUUCCAUAUAAAUUUUAGAAUAGUGUACAUUGUCAUUUUCUUAAGAUCUCCUUGGCACUUGAUUGGAGUGACAUAAAAUCUGCUGGCUAACCUGGGGAUCAGCGGCUAUCAAAGCAGCAAGUCUGUCUGUCCUGCUCAGGGGACCUGGAAUCACUGUCCUGGGCCUCAGUAGUGACUCUAAUUAAUCGUGACAACCUGGUGUUUACGGAGCCGGGGGAGACUCUGGACAGAGGCCGGUCACCGCAGCCAGUCACUCAGGCACCAGAGGAACAAGCAUCAUUGAAUGGCUUUUGGGAAGAGUAAACACAAUUCUGGAUUCUCAGAUUUACUGGGGAAAAGGCAGAGCAUGCUGGUAGGGACUGCAGAGGACUCGGGGCUGUGAGCCCAGAGAGGUGGCGUGCAGAGAAGAGAGGGCUGUUGCAUUAGUAAUAGCGUCACCUAUGGCUUCUUUUGA